CAAAAGAGAGAGAGAGAGAAAAAGAAGGCCGUUUCCCCUUCUCUCCCUCUCCCUCUCCCUCUCCAUCUCCCUGUCUCUGCGCACGCCGCUCGACCUCCAAUCACUGAGUCGAUCGAAGAAUUCGCCGCCCGGAAGAGGUGGAAAAUGAAGAAAAUGGACAGGAGCGGAAGAAGGCAGGAAGAAGGGCAGGUGCACAAGGUGGGAAGAAUAAUGAAGUCGCUGCCUUCACAGACGCAGGUGCCCCCAUCUUUACCUCCGAACAAUCAGGUGUUUUUGAACGGGUGGUGGCUAGUCAAUGCUAAUGGAAAGGGUUUAGCUAUUGGAGGGUUUGCUCAUAGAGACAGUGAAAGAGUAAGCCUUUUUUGCUCUGCACCAAUUGUGAAGAGGCAUGAUAUUACCACCUUUGAGACAGCAGAUGGCACGGCAAUUAUGGUUGGUGGUCUAAUCAACCGGCUACGAACCCUCGAAAAUGGAUUUUCCACGAAGGUGUGCAACAAAUUCUUGCUUGGAUUUCCAUAUGACUGGGCAGAGUAUUCAACUUCCAGCUAUGGUGAAUACUCUAGUGUCCAAGCUGGUUCAGUUAAGGCUGCAGCUUCUGAGAAAACUGACUUCCGGUCAAGGAGCACUACAAAUUACUUUGAGGCAACUUCCCUUGAUGAUGUUACUGUGCCAAAGUUACGUGAUUUAUUUAGUCUGGGCGAUCUUGAUGAUUCUUUCUUGAUGAAGAAAAUAUAUGAUGACGUUGUGGGCAUGUCGGGAAGUGGUGCUGAGCAUGAUGGAGAAUUUCUUCGUUCAUGCAGAAAAAGUAGUCCCAGUACGGCUGCCGAAAGCCAAACUAAUGAAGCUCAAAUCAAUGAAAAGAAAUCAAAGGAGGAUGUGUUGUGCAAACACAAAGAGGACAUCUGGUCUACAAAAAAAAUUGUGAAGAAAGUAAACCAUAAAAGUGGUCGUCAAUUGAGGGCCACUUAUGUUUUUAGACGAAGGGAAGGUGUUUCAACUAGAAGCAUGACUAGAUUUAAGGGGCUUUGAAAUUAGUAAAGGUAUAAACUGGCCCAUGUUUGCGGUUCAGAUGCAUAACCCAUAUCCAGUAUCAUGACACACCAAGUUGUUUGGGGCAUUCACCAUGACACACCAAGUUGUUUGGGGCAUUCACCUCGAUUUUGGAGCUCCCUAUAAAAGAUGGCCAAUGUCAUCUCUUCUGGUUCUGAAGAAAUAGAAGCUCUUCAAACUCCCAUAGCUAAAUCACAUGGGCCUGUUUAUACCUUUACAAAGAGAAAACUGCACAGAUUCAAAUACCUUCUUGAAAUUCCAGCCCAGAAAUGGUACUGAAAACAAGUCAUGUAGCACAAAGGCGAAGAAGGAGGAGGAGGGGAAAGCUUGAGAAGAGUGAGGUAUAGCCUUGGGAGAGGAAAAGAGAUGGAAGCUUGUUGCAAAAGAGAGCGGCCAAAUGUGAAAGAGAAGGGGACCUCAUCGAGUGUCGUUGCAAAGAGGAGAGGGACAAAGCAUGCAACGUCAGCAUUUAUCAUUACUUGUACUCAGUCGAGAAAAUACUGGGUAGAGCUUGUGCUCCAGCGUGGCAAACAAGAAAGUGGUAGGAAGGCGACACGUAUCCUCGUGGGACCCACAAUCUGGAGAGAAAAAGAGGCGCCAUUUUGAAAAAAUUUCAGUAGCAACCGGUGAAAGUGGGAGGUGAGCAGCUGCGGAAGUCGUUGUCGUUGACCUCCGCCUCCUUCGACACCAAUGACCAGCAUUGACCGAGCGCCUCCUCGUCCGGCGGUACUCGAUCUCCGGCACCGCCGCUGCUGCCGCCGCCUCCUCGCUGCCCUCGCAGCUCCCACUAGCCUCCAAGGUCCAGCAGCUCCUGGACAAUGUCCAGCUUGCGAGGUAGGAUUACUUGGAGCUGAGACAAGAGGCUUCCAUUGCGAAGCUCGAUUGAGUCACGCGCUACCUCGGCGUUCUCGCCGACAAGAUGCAGAAACUAGAUCAAGUUGCCCUUGAAGGCGGGCUAGGAUAGCACCGCUCGUCAGUGAGAAGAGGAAGUUGUUCAAUGAGUUGUUGACAUCCAAAGGGAACAUAAAGGUAUUCUGUCGUUCGAGAAUAUUAUUUCAAGAUGAAGGUCCCUCUGCUGUAGAAUUCCCUCAUGAUCUUACUAUCUGUGUCGACACUGGUGAUGAGACUAGUACCAAUCCUAAGAAAGAUUAUGAAUUCGAUAGGGUGUAUGGACCUCAUGUUGGACAGGGUGAGCUAGAAAUUAAUUUGUUACAUAACAGGCAGCAUUUGAAAUUUUUUUUGGUAUAUACUAGCUACAUGGCUGGUUUGCGUGGAGGUUUGUUAUCUUAUGGUAGGACUGCUGCAUGUGCAGCUGAUAUAUUUAAUAUUUAAUGAUGUUCAACCGUUGGUUCAA
Molecule: messenger RNA, 2404 nt
Organism: Eucalyptus grandis
Lineage: Eukaryota; Viridiplantae; Streptophyta; Magnoliopsida; Myrtales; Myrtaceae
Product: kinetochore-associated protein KNL-2 homolog
Exons: 8
Coding region: 145-1029 (294 amino acids)
Source: RefSeq, a predicted model, not a curated record